AUGAGUGGAUAUUCUGCAAAUAAUAAUAAUAAUAAUAACGGUAAAUAUUAUCCAGGUAGAAGAUACAAUAAUAAUAAUGAUGGUAGUAAUGAUGAUACCACAUCAGGUAAUAAUGGUAUAAACCAUCGUUCAUAUCAUCAAAAUAAUACACCAACAAGAUAUCAAAAUAUAAGACCUAAUAGUAGUAUACGUGGAGGACGUUAUAAUUAUAAUAAUAAUUAUAAUACUAGUACUACUUAUAAUAAUAAUAAUUAUUCAUCACAACAACGUUAUAAUCCAAACACUAGAAAUUAUUAUAAUAAUAAUAAUAAUAGUGGUAAUAGACAAUAUUCACCAUAUUCGAAUGAUAAUCGUAAUUAUCAUAGUAGUAUUCCAAGUAAUAAUAAUAGUAUUAUAGACAAUGAAUUAGCUGCAGAAAUUGAUAGUAAUAUGAAUAGAUCUAGUAAUAAUAAUUCUAGUUAUCCUCAUUCAUACCAACAAUAUCAAAAUAGUAAGAAUAUACCAUAUCACUAUAAUAACAAUAACUUAACUCAAACUCAAACUCAAAGUAGUACCAGUACUGGUACUACUGGUAAUACUACUACUGGUAGUAAUACAAAUACCAGUAAUAAUAAUACUAAUGCUACAUAUGGUUCAUCAUCGUAUGUUAAAAGAAAAUCGAUAAAUAAUGUUAGUGAAAUUAAUAAUAAUGAUUCAGUAUAUUUAAGGUUAACUGAAUUAACGAAUUUAUCAGGUAUCAGCAAGAAUGAAAUGAAUUUAAUAUUUAAUGAGAAUGAUGAGAUUGAUACUAAAUUAAAUGAUCUUAAAAUGGACCUCGUUCAACGUGAGAUGGAAAUGACGAAUUUAAUUAAUUCCAUUGAAAGAGAUAAUUUAAAUGUUAACUUAACGCAAGAAAAUUUAGAUGCCUUAUUAUUAACUAUGUAA
Messenger RNA from Maudiozyma barnettii, 924 nucleotides. RefSeq names its product Lge1p (gene LGE1). The transcript has a single exon. The record is from RefSeq and is a predicted model, not a curated record. The coding region runs from base 1 to 924 and encodes 307 amino acids. NCBI's taxonomy places the organism in Eukaryota, Fungi, Ascomycota, Saccharomycetes, Saccharomycetales, Saccharomycetaceae.